ACUUCCGGCAAUAAACCCGGACGCGUCGCUGCGGUCGGGUGGGGACAGGGACACGGCGGUGGUCCGCGCUCCAGGUGGGGACUGGGACGUUUGGCGCGCAGCCGGACCAUGCCGUUCCUGGGCCAGGACUGGCGGUCCCCCGGGUGGAGCUGGACCAAAACGGACGACGGCUGGAAGAGGUGUGAGCCCUGCAGCGAGGAGCCGGGCCGAGGGGCGCUGCGGCCGGACGGAGGCCCCCGGGUAAUCUUAAAUAGUGAACAUGAAGAAACAUUCACUGAUGAAGAGCAUGGAUAUGCAUCCAAAAAAAGGAAAAAGGACCAUUUCAGGAAUGACAGCAAUACUCAGUGUUUUUAUCGUGAAAAAUGGAUCUAUGUCCAUAAAGAAAGCACUAGAGAACGGCACGGCUACUGCACGCUGGGGGAGGCCUUCACCCGCCUGGACUUCUCCAGCGCCGUGCAGGACGUCCGCCGGUUCAGCUACGUGGUCAGACUCCUGCAGCUCAUUGCGAAGUCCCAGCUAACGUCGCUGAGCGGUGUGGCUCAGAAGAACUACUUCAACGUUCUGGACAAAAUCGUUCAAAAGGUCCUCGAGGACCACCAGAACCCGCGCCUCAUCAAGGACCUGCUGCAGGACCUGAGCUCCACGCUGGGCGCCCUGCUCCGCGGCGUCGGCAAGUCCGUGCUGGUCGGCAACAUCGACGUCUGGGCUUGCCGGCUGGACACCAUCCUCGCCUGGCAGCAGCAGCUGCAGAACCUUCAGGUGACGCAGGUGAACCACGGCCUCACACUCAGCGACCUCCCCUUGCACACGCUGAGCGACAUCCUCCACCGGCUGUCGGACGGCUGGGACGUCGUCACCCUGGGCCAGGUGACGCCUGCGCUGUCGGUGCUCAGCGAGGACCGGCGGCUGUGGCGGAAGCUGUGUCAGUACCACUUCGCCGAGAAGCAGUUUUGCAGACACUUGAUCCUCUCGGAGAAGGGCCACGUGGAGUGGAAGCGGACGUACUUCGCGCUGCAGAAGUGCUACCCGGCCCGGGAGCAGUACGGGGACACGCUGCACUUCUGCCGGCGCUGCAGCACCCUCUUCUGGAAGGACUGCCACCUUGCUUUGCUGUUCAAGGACUCGGGACACCCCUGCACGGCCGCCGACCCCGACAGCUGCCUCACGCCCGUGUCCCCGCAGCACUUCAUCGACCUCUUCAAGUUUUAGGUGCCCUGCGCCCCACGCGGCCCGGAGCCAGCGGCGCCAGGAGGUGCUCCCCGCGACGGAGGGCUGGCGGCAGGGGUGGGGCACGCGCCUGGGCAGGGGACGCAGGGGACCCCGGCCAAAUCAUCUCAACUUCCUUAAGAAACUCUUUUCUUCUAAGCAUAUGGCAGUUUGCAACUUUGCGUAUUUAGAAAUAUGGUUCAGAAAAGAUUCUAGAUUUUCAGCUCCACGUUCUGUGCUGAACGGACACUAACAGCCAAUAAUGUGCUUAAUUGCCAUGUGAUGGUUUCCCAAUUUUGCAGUCGUUGGGGGUGGGGACAAAACCACAAUCCUUGUAAAAACAUUGUGCAGAAUGUUUAUUUUUCUGAAGAUGUGUGUUAACUGCACGGGAAGUGCCCCGAUGAGUCCUCUCUGAACGCAGAACGAACCUCAGGAGACACUUGCGGGUCCGGUCUGGUGUUGGGCGACUGUGCGGGUCCCU
This is a messenger RNA of Pteronotus mesoamericanus, 1687 nucleotides long. It is a transcript of the gene FBXO25, whose product is annotated as F-box protein 25. Bases 109 to 1209 code for a protein of 366 amino acids. NCBI's taxonomy places the organism in Eukaryota, Metazoa, Chordata, Mammalia, Chiroptera, Mormoopidae. The transcript has 11 exons. Gene Ontology annotation, molecular function: protein binding. Gene Ontology annotation, biological process: protein ubiquitination. Gene Ontology annotation, cellular component: SCF ubiquitin ligase complex; cytoplasm; nucleus. The record is from RefSeq and is a predicted model, not a curated record.